Jaminaea rosea is the source of this 1865-nucleotide messenger RNA. Its product is annotated as phosphatases II. The record is from RefSeq and is a predicted model, not a curated record. Gene Ontology annotation, molecular function: protein tyrosine/serine/threonine phosphatase activity; protein serine/threonine phosphatase activity. Gene Ontology annotation, cellular component: nucleolus; spindle pole; mitotic spindle. Gene Ontology annotation, biological process: positive regulation of cytokinesis; protein dephosphorylation; microtubule cytoskeleton organization. NCBI's taxonomy places the organism in Eukaryota, Fungi, Basidiomycota, Exobasidiomycetes, Microstromatales. The transcript is spliced from 4 exons. The annotation marks the transcript as partial.
CUCUACCACAAGAGCUUCACAGCCCCUCGUCGCUCUUCUUCUUCAGCGUCGCCGAGCUUCGUCAUUCCAACGACGAGGAGAGCGAGAGAACAGAGGGAGGUUCCCGCCCCGUACCUUCAUCAUCCACUUGAAAGCCCCCGCCAUCUCCACCUGGCGUUGAGCAUAUGCUAGCACCCAGCCCCAGGACGACGAAUCUCGCAGCAUAUCAACAUCAGCAUCAGCAUCAGCAUCAGCACCAGCAUACUCCGACGAGAACUAUGACGUCCAGAGUAGCAGUCGCAAGAUCAGCCGCUGCAACAGCUGGUCCUUCGUCGCCGCCUCGAAAUGGCAUGAUUCCAACUCUCCCAUGCCCUGACGACUCGGACUUCCUGGACAGUGAUGCUGAUGGCGAGGAGUGCCAUCAUGACGAGACUGAAUUCGUUGCCUCGUCAUCCUAUGCCAUGGAUUCAGAAAGGCUCGGCUCCCCGUGCUCGCAAGGCGAAGAGGAUGCUCCCACCCCUCUCAUCCCCCUCAUCUACAUAUCUACCCGUCUCUACUUCACCUUUUUCGAGGAUCCGCCGCCGCCGGCCCACCUUCUCAACAUCGGCAACGGCGCAGCAUCGGCCGUCUUUGAGGCACCCAAGCAACAGCGAGGCGGGCAGCCUAUGACGGCUGCUGAUAUCCCGGAGCAGUUUCACUGGUUCAACAUCGACGACGAACUCGUCUACCUCAGCUUCUUUGAGGAUUGGGGCCCGCUCAACGUAGCCCUCUUCUAUCGCUUCUGCAUGCACAUCCACCAACUUCUUAACGACGACAACCUCGCCGACAAGGCCCUCGUCUUCUACACCUCCAAUCACCCGCACAAGAAGGCGAACGGCAGCCUCCUGGCCGCCAUGUACUCGAUGAUCAUCGAUCACAUCGAGCCGGCGGACGCCUUCCACCCUUUCAGCCAAAUCGAGUUCAAGCCGUUUCGAGACGCAGGCUACGGCCGCCCGGACUACUGUUUGACUAUGCAGGACGUCCUCUACGGUGUGCACAGAGCCAUCAAGGAGAAGCUACUGGACUUGUCCGAGUUUAACCUCGAGGAGUAUGAGUACUACGAGCAGGUCCAAUGCGGAGACUGGAACUGGAUCACCCCUAGCUUUCUCGCCUUUGCCAGCCCGAAUGAUCGCGAGUACGUUGCAGCCCUGAAAGCCAAUGGCGGUCAGCCGCCGACGCCAUCGAGCGUCAGCCGUAAGCUCCCGCAGGUCUUCCUCAAUACGGUCCGCUACUUCAAGGAACGCAACGUCAAGCUCGUUGUCCGCCUCAACAACCCACUCUACGACAAAACCGUCUUCGAAGAUGCGGGGAUUGCGCAUCUCGACCUCUACUUUGACGAUGGAUCCAACCCAUCAGAGGAGAUUCUCAGAGAGUUCAUUCGAAGGGCAGACGACGUCAUCUCCAAAGGUGGGGCCAUUGCUGUGCACUGCAAAGCUGGUCUGGGCCGCACAGGCGUGCUCAUUGGCGCGUAUCUGAUCUGGAAGUAUGGCUUCAGCGCGUCCGAAGUCAUUGGCUUCAUGCGCAUCAUGCGGCCAGGCUGCGUCGUCGGUCCGCAACAGCACUUCAUGUACCAGAACUUCGUCGAGUGGGUACGAUGGAGCGUUCGUGAUCAAGCGCUCGCCAUCGCACGCAAGACGAUCGAGGCAGAGCGCGCAGUCAUGGCCGCAAGGAUGGGCCAGGCUAAAGCGAAUGAGGAGGUAGAGGUAGAGAAUGAGGACGCGAUGGCUGCUGCACCGGUGACGCCCAAGCACAAGAAGAUGCCGCAUGUCAUCCCAGCAACGGCUGCUCCUGCAGUCAAGCCCGUGCCUUGCGUUGGGCAACCGCGCAAGAGCCCAAGCCCGUCGAGG